AGAUUUUACAAGUGAAUGUUACGUGGCUCCAAAGGAACUGUCAUGGCUUUCCAUCCUGGCCGUGGAUGUCCCAGAGGAAGACCCCCCCCAGGACUGCAUGGCUCUGCGCAGAGCUAUCGGCCACCAAACCUGCGACCACCCCCACCACAUCCCCCUGCACCUCCGUACCAUUAUGACCAGUCGGGCUCCAGCUUCUCCACUCAGGGGAGCAGUGGCUACAUGACAUCUCGUCCAGACUUCAUACCUUACCCGCUGCCGGUGCCAUCACAGGCGCCCGGUCCGCUGGGCCAGUGCCCAUUCCGCCCCCCCUUUCCUAACCCCCCAGUUCGACAGGGCUUCCCAGAGCCCCCAAACUUCCCUCCCCCACCUCUCCCAAACUCCUCUGUAUCCCCAAUGGCCAGCUCUACAGCCCCCACCCCAAACACCUACCCAUACAUGAUGCCCCCUGUGCCCCCACCCACCUUGCCCCACCCCCCAGCCCCUCCUCCCAUGCCCCCCCAGCCAAUGAACUACCAGCCCCCAUAUUCCAUGGGCUACACCCAGCCCCCUUUCCCUCCUCCCAGCUUCAGCCCCAGCUAUGGGCCGGGCUCCCGCUCCUUCAAGGAUGACCAGUUCCGGCACGCCGGUGCCCCCUAUGGGCCAGAGAAGCCGUCCGUGGAGCGUAGAUCCCCCGAUCGCGGCCGACGGCACGAUGAGCGUCGUCACAAGGGCUACGCCGGAUACGGUCUCCACGGCGACCGGCACAAGGCUGAGCACGGGGGCGAGCGGAAGGAGCGUCCCAGGAGCCCCGAGCGGCGUCGGCUAGAAGGCGGGCGCCAUCGCCCGGAGUAUGAGCGAGCUCGGACCCCCCCUCGGCACAGAAGCACAGAGCGUAGCAGGGAGAGGCAUCGCCACAGGGACAGCAGGAGGUCACCAUCCCUGGAGAAGCUGUACAGGAAGAGACUGCACAGUCGGUCCACCAGCCGGGACAGAAAGCGGCCCCGCUGGGAGGAGGAGCGAGAGCGGCGUUCGGAGGGCGGCCCGGCGUCCAGCAGGGAACGGAGCUACACCUCGUUGAAGAGCCAUGAUGCGGAGGACGGUGCCCCUGACAGGCCGGAAGAGGAGCGUGAGGAAGAGGAGCUGCUGAAGCCAGCCUGGAUCCGGUGUACCCAUGCCGAGAACUACUACUCCAACGACCCCAUGGACCAAGUGGGCGACUCUACCGUGGUGGGGACCAGUAAGCUGAGGGACCUAUACGAGCGCUUUGAGGAGGAGCUGGCCAGCCGGCAGGAGCGGGCCAAGGCGGCCCGGCCCGAGUGGCAGCCCCCCAAGACCAAGCUGGAUGACGACCUAGGCGAGAGCUCCAGCGAGUCUGAAUGUGAGUCUGAUGGCGGCAGCAGCUGCUCCAGUAGCUCCGACUCGGAGGUGUUUGACGUCAUCGCUGAGAUCAAGCGCAAGAAGGCCCACCCGGACCGGCUGCACGACGAGCUGUGGUACAACGACCCUGGUCAGAUGAAUGAUGGCCCCCUCUGCAAGUGUAGCGCUAAAGCUCGCCGGACCGGAAUCCGCCACAGCAUCUACCCUGGGGAGGAGCCCAUCAAGAUGUGUCGCCCAAUGAACAAUAACGCAGGCCGGCUCUUCCACUACAGAAUCACGGUCUCCCCGCCUACAAAUUUCCUGACGGACCGCCCGACCGUCAUCGAGUACGACGACCACGAGUACCUUUUUGAGGGAUUCUCCUUGUUCUCCCACACACCGCUGAGCAACAUCCCAUUGUGCCGGGUCAUCCGCUUUAACAUCGAUUACACCAUCCACUUCAUUGAGGAGAAGUCCCCCGAGAAUUACUGUGUCCGGGGGCUGGAGCUCUUCUCCUCAUACCUCUUCAAGGACCUGCUGGAACUGUACGACUGGAACCUCAAAGGCCCCGAGACGGAAGAUGAGGCCCCAGGAUGCCCAAAGUUUCACUUCAUGCCACGUUUUGUAAGACUGUUGCCCGAUGGGGGCAAGGAGGUGCUGUCUAUGCACCAGGUGCUGCUGUACCUGCUCCGGAGCAGCAAGCCUCUGGUACCCGAGGAGGAGAUCGCUAACAUGCUGCAGUGGGAGGAGCUAGAGUGGCAGAAGUACGCCGAGGAGUGCAAGGGCAUGAUCGUCACCAACCCGGGCAUGAAACCCAGCUCUGUGCGGAUCGACCAACUGGACCGGGAGCAGUUUAACCCUGACGUCAUCACCUUCCCCAUAAUCGUGCACUUCGGCAUCCGGCCUGCCCAGCUCAGCUACGCCGGGGACCCCCAGUACCAGAAGCUGUGGAAGAGCUAUGUGAAACUGCGCCACCUCCUGGCAAACAGCCCCAAGGUCAGGCAGGUGGACAAGCAGAAGCUCACCCAGAGGGAGGAAGCCCUCCAGAAGAUCCGACAGAAGAACAGCAUGCGGCGCGAAGUCACCGUGGAGCUGAGCAGUCAGGGGUUCUGGAAGACGGGCAUCCGCUCCGACGUGUGUCAGCACGCCAUGAUGCUGCCUGUCCUCACUCACCACAUCCGUUACCACCAGUGCCUCAUGCACCUGGACAAGCUGAUUGGCUACAUGUUCAAAGAGCGCUGUCUGCUUCAGCUGGCCAUGACUCACCCCAGCCACCACCUGAACUUCGGCAUGAACCCGGACCACGCCCGGAACUCGCUGUCCAACUGCGGCAUCCGGCAGCCCAAAUAUGGGGACCGCAAGGUGCAUCACAUGUACAUGAGGAAGAAAGGUAUUAACACUCUCAUCAACAUCAUGUCUCGUCUCGGCCAGGACGACCCCUCUCCUUCCAGGAUCAAUCACAACGAACGGCUGGAGUUCCUUGGCGAUGCUGUCGUUGAGUUCCUCACCAGUGUUCACCUGUACUACUUGUUCCCGAGCCUUGAGGAGGGGGGCCUCGCCACGUACCGGACUGCCAUCGUGCAGAACCAGCACCUUGCCAUGCUGGCCAAGAAGCUGGAGCUGGAUCGCUUCAUGCUGUACGCCCACGGGCCCGACCUGUGCCGGGAAUCGGACCUCCGGCACGCCAUGGCCAACUGCUUUGAGGCCCUCAUAGGCGCUGUCUACCUGGAAGGGGGGCUUGAAGAGGCCAAACUGCUGUUCGGCCGGUUACUCUUCAACGGAGAGGACCUCCGGGAGGUUUGGCUGAACUACCCUCCGCAUCCUCUGCAGGUCCAGGAGCCCAACACGGACCGCCAGCUGAUCGAGACAUCGCCAGUGUUGCAGAAGCUGACAGACUUCGAGCAGACCAUCGGCGUCAUCUUUACGCACGUGCGGCUGCUCGCUCGGGCCUUCACGCUGCGCACCGUCGGGUUCAACCACCUCACGCUGGGUCACAACCAGAGGAUGGAGUUCCUGGGCGAUUCCAUCAUGCAGCUGGUGGCCACAGAGUACCUCUUCAUCCACUUCCCCGACCACCACGAAGGCCACUUAACGCUCCUACGGAGCUCGCUGGUAAACAACCGCACACAGGCCAAGGUGGCCGAGGAGCUGGGCAUGCAGGAGUUUGCCAUCACCAAUGACAAGACCAAGCGGCCAGUGGCCCUAAGGACCAAGACGCUGGCUGACCUGCUGGAGUCCUUCAUCGCCGCCCUCUACAUCGACAAGGACCUGGAGUUCGUGCACACCUUUAUGAAUGUCUGCUUCUUCCCACGCUUAAAGGAAUUCAUCCUGAACCAGGACUGGAACGACCCGAAAUCACAGCUCCAGCAGUGCUGCCUCACCCUGCGCACUGAGGGCAAGGAGCCCGACAUCCCACUCUACAAGACACUGCAGACAGUGGGGCCCUCCCACGCGCGCACUUACACUGUGGCCGUCUACUUCAAGGGCGAGAGGAUCGGCUGCGGCAAAGGACCGAGCAUUCAGCAAGCGGAGAUGGGAGCUGCCAUGGAUGCGCUGGAGAAAUACAACUUCCCACAGAUGGCUCACCAGAAGCGCUUCAUCGAGCGGAAGUACCGGCAGGAGCUGAAGGAGAUGCGGCGAGAACGGGAGAGGCAGGAGAAGGAGGGCGAUGAGCUGGAGGGAAGCAGGAAGUGAUUAAGUCCCACUCAUUGGUUCUCCUCCUGCUCCGCCCACACCCAGCCUCUUGCUCCGCCCACAUCCCACCUGGAAAUCCCAUUCACCAAGUCACCACUCCUGUUUUAUGUUUUUAAUGUACACAUUUUUGGUAGCUUUGUUUUACCGUGAAAGUAAUAUUUUUAGUAUUUUAUUGCAUUAAUCAGUUAUGUGACUUUUUAUGUGACUGAGCCAAAAGUAAUAAACUGAUAUGACACCA
Molecule: messenger RNA, 4267 nt
Organism: Brienomyrus brachyistius
Lineage: Eukaryota; Metazoa; Chordata; Actinopteri; Osteoglossiformes; Mormyridae
Gene: drosha
Product: drosha ribonuclease III
Exons: 31
Coding region: 16-4029 (1337 amino acids)
Biological process (GO): regulation of gene expression; pre-miRNA processing; primary miRNA processing
Cellular component (GO): nucleus
Molecular function (GO): double-stranded RNA binding; ribonuclease III activity
Source: RefSeq, a predicted model, not a curated record